Molecule: messenger RNA, 1548 nt
Organism: Pteronotus mesoamericanus
Lineage: Eukaryota; Metazoa; Chordata; Mammalia; Chiroptera; Mormoopidae
Product: olfactory receptor 10V1-like
Biological process (GO): G protein-coupled receptor signaling pathway; detection of chemical stimulus involved in sensory perception of smell
Cellular component (GO): plasma membrane
Molecular function (GO): olfactory receptor activity; G protein-coupled receptor activity
Source: RefSeq, a predicted model, not a curated record
AUGGAGCUCAGCUCACGGGCGUUGGAGGUAGACAGAGACAUAAUCAAAGAAUUACAGGACUCGGUACCCUUCGGCUGCAGGAACCCUGGGGAUUUGGGGGUGGUGGCGGGAAAGGAGGGACAGCAGAGCCAAUGGCCAGCCCCCCUCUAUUUCAACGGGUUUAGUAACAUCAACCUCAGUGCCUCCCACCCCACGCCCACCGCCUCCCGCAGACAACUCUUCGGCACAGUUGCUAGCAAACUGCCAUUUCCGGCCCGGGAGUUCUACGGCAGGGAAUAUAGCACGGCCCCACCGCAGAAAAACCCCACCUUAAGCUCCGGGUUCGUUGUCCUGGGCCUUGGGGAUCUGGCCGAACUGCAAAUCUUCUUUCCCGGGCCCCUUUUAAUCACGCAUCUCGUCACCCUAGCAGGGCACACAACCAUUGCGCCCAUCACCCUCGCUGACUGCUGCCCCCAGACCCCCAUGUGCUUCUUUCUUCGCAAUCAGUCCGCCGUGGAAAUUUGCUGCAUCUCGGUCGCUGUCCCCAGCAUGCGGGCCAGUUUCCUGUCCAGCAGCCAGCGGAUGCCCAUCCGGGGCUGUGCCUUGCAAAGGCACCCCUUCAUCGCUCUGGGAGGAGCGGAGUGUCUCCUCCUAGCGGUGACGGCCUGUGACCGCUUUGUAGCCAUCUGCAACCCUCUGCGCUACACACUCACCAUCGCCAGGGCCCUCGCUCGGCAGAUGCGGGCUGUGGCACGCGUCAGUGGCUUUGCGCUCUCACUCGCCCUUAGCGCAGCAGUAAUGCCCCUCUUGCCCUUCUGUCGGCCCCGUGAGAUCAAGCAUUUCUUCUGUGACAUCCCUGCCGUGCCAUUCCUGGCCUGCUCAGGCACGCAAGCCAGUGAGGUUGCAGUCUUCCUGCUCUGCACGCUCACCCGGGUGAUUCCCUCCUUGCUGAUACUGCUCUCCUGUGGAGCCAUUGUCGCUGCCAUGCUCAGAAUCCACUCGGCUGAGGGCAGGAGCAAAGCCUUCUCCACCUGUGCGGGGCACCUGCUGGUCUCUCUUCCGCGCUGUGGCUGCGCAAUAUUCGUCUACAUUCGCCCCAAGUCAUGCUACACCCCGGAACAGGACAAAGCCGUGUCCUGAAUCCACACCAAUGUAACUCCCAUGCUCUACCCCCAUUCUACAUAUAGCCUCAGGAACAAGGAAGUCAAGGGUGGCCUCAGGAGGCUCCUGGAGAGCCACAACCAGAUGAGGCGGCAGCCUCGUGCCAGGCGAGGGGCAAAGUGGAGUCCGCCGGGACUAACCUGCCUACGAGGUUACGAGAACCCAGUCGGUCAUGUCCACGGCACACCCCGCGGCUCCCCUCCUCCCUCUGAGGGCUGCUCCCUGCUUGUGCGUGCGCCUGAACCUUACCACCGCCUUUUCCGUGGUCACACAGAUGGAACGAAUCCUAAGGCUCUCCGAAAGGCGGCAGUUCGGGGCUGUUUUGCUGUCCCUUCAUGGACAAUUACGUUCAUCAUCUGGAACACUGUCAGAGACAUGAACACGGACAGGACGAAGGUCAUGAGAUGA